GUGAGAUAAUGCAGCGAAUGAUUCGACAGUUUGCUGCUGAAUAUACCUCAAAAAAUAGCUCUACUCAGGACUCCAGCCAGCCCAACAGCACAAAGAACCAAAGCUUGCCGAAAUCACCCUCUGGACAAAGUUCUCCUCCCCCUGCAACUACUCAGAAUCCUGUGCUUAGCAAGCUUCUCAUGGCUGACCAAGAUUCCCCAUUAGACCUCACCGUCAAGAAGCCCCAGUCAGAAGAACCCUGUGAGCAAGACGGAGUGCUUGAUCUGUCCACUAAGAAGAGUCCAUGUUCUGGUAGCACACAUUCAAGCAUUUCUCCAAGUACCUCAAAUGCUAUAGGGAAUGGGCGACCUGGGAGAUCCAGCCAGCACCGUCCAGAUGGACUUCCACGCAGUACUGAUGGGGUGCCUGCAAGAAGUUUGCUGGAUGCAACCAGGGAAACUUAUGGCCACUCCACACCCCUAAAAGUGCCAUUGGCUCGCUCCUUGCAGAUUAGUGAGGAAUUGCAUAACAGAAAGCAAUUUUCUACAGCUGCCAGCCAUGGUUCAUCUGGACUGCAGAAUCAAGGACAGCAUUUGAUCUUAUCCAGGGAAGCUUCUUGGGCAAAGUCACACUAUGAAUUAAAUUUUGGCCGCAUGAAAUAUAGGGGUAAUGGUGCACUCAGCAACAUCAGUGACCUGCCUUUUCUCACAGAAAAUUCAAAUGCCUUUCCAAAAAAUAUACAAAACAAACACGAAAUUAAAAAGGAAAUGGGCCUUUCUUCUCCAGUCGAUUUAAAAAUUCCACAGGUCCGUGGUAUGGAUCUGUCGUGGGAGUCCCGCAGUGGGGAACUGUAUAAUUACAACUCUUUGGUUAUGGGUUCACAAACAGAGAGCGCACUUAGCAAAAAAUUAAGGACUAUCCUUCCAAAGCAAAAUCGGAGAAAUAUAUUGGAUUCUACCACUGAUUCCUGGAGCUCAGAUGUUGAGCAGUCUACCUCUGGACAGCCAUAUUCCACGUCCGACCAAGAAGGGGACCCUGGCUCUAAGCAACCAAGGAAAAAAAGAGGGAGAUACAGACAGUAUAACAGUGAGAUAUUGGAGGAGGCUAUCGCCGUUGUCAUGAACGGCAAAAUGAGCGUUUCCAAAGCGCAGAGCAUUUACGGGAUUCCACAUAGCACACUGGAGUACAAAGUCAAAGAGAGGCUAGGCACAUUAAAAAAUCCUCCAAAGAAAAAAAUGAAACUGAUGAGGUUGGAAGAACAGGAUGUUGCAGUAAAAAGUGAACUGGAACCUCAGGAUGAGGUGGAGGUGUCCCCAAGUGCAAAUGAUUCAAAAGAUGACUAGGCAUGCAGUAAAGUCC
Molecule: messenger RNA, 1338 nt
Organism: Nanorana parkeri
Lineage: Eukaryota; Metazoa; Chordata; Amphibia; Anura; Dicroglossidae
Gene: LCOR
Product: ligand dependent nuclear receptor corepressor
Exons: 3
Coding region: 9-1322 (437 amino acids)
Biological process (GO): regulation of transcription by RNA polymerase II
Cellular component (GO): nucleus
Molecular function (GO): DNA binding
Source: RefSeq, a predicted model, not a curated record